This is a messenger RNA of Schistocerca nitens (vagrant locust), 447 nucleotides long. RefSeq names its product translation initiation factor IF-2-like. Lineage: Eukaryota; Metazoa; Arthropoda; Insecta; Orthoptera; Acrididae. The record is from RefSeq and is a predicted model, not a curated record. The transcript is spliced from 2 exons. Bases 1 to 447 code for a protein of 148 amino acids.
AUGUCAAAGGUUACGAGGCCCGGCAGUAACCAGGGAGACGGCGGCAGCGUAGGCGGCGCUGCACGCGGAACGGUCCAUUCUGGCGCAGCCACAGGUGUCGCGCAGUGGGCGGCGGCCGGGGGGCGGCGCCGCCCUUCCAGCGCCCUUGCUCCCGAGGGCCCACUGCCCCGGACGCGGGUGAAAGCCGUGUCUCAGGGUCAAGGCAGCCUCCGGCCCGGGGGCGGGGGCGGGCGCGGACCCCCAGGGAGGCGAGGGGAGUCCGCCCGAGCGAAGAGGCCGCCUCCACGCCCGGGGGUGCCGGCAGGUGGAGCACGGCCCGGCCGGCGUGUGGGCGUCGAGCCAGGGCGUGGCUGCCGGCUGAGCGUGUCUGGGAGGCCCAGCCUGUGUCGGCUGCGGCAGGCGCAGACGCUGCCGCGCUAUCAGCGCCGGCGCCGGCGGAUGCGCUAA